AUGUCAAGUAGCAUGGCAUGGGUGUCUGCAAAGGUAGCACAAGCCAUUGCCACUGUAUCUCCUGCUAAGACCAUCCAUGUGCCAGAUGAGUACCUGCUUCUUGGAAUGCAGCUGGAAGUGAUUCAAUGGAUUACUUUAGAAGAAAUCAGGAGUGGUUUGAAUGUGUUGCCUCAUGGGAUUUGGUAUUUUGGCAACCCUGAAAAUUGCACUAUGACAGAUUUGGAUCUGAGCAGUCAUGCAAGGUUAGAGGAGGUGGAGAGGUUAUGGAGAGUGCCAUGGAGAACAUGGCUGACCAACAAGUUCCAGAUGGGUGUGAGAUGUGGAUUUGGAGGAGUCACAAGGUGCCUAGACGAUGAGUACAGGUACUGGUCUUAUGUUGAAACCCAUCCUGCCCAUGUGGUUCUCUCCCAAGGGUCCUGGCAGGAGGCUGUGGAUGUACUACAUUGGUCCUACACAGAUUGGCUGCUCACCCAUCCCCAACUGAUUCAGCCACCUUUUAGUCAGGAGGAGUGUCAGGAACCAUUGAGACUACUCAAUGAUCCAAGUCAGCAAUCCACUCUUUCAUACACAUGCAUGGUCACUCACAUUCUUCUACAUGCUGUCUGCAUUAUCCUCAGUGCCUCUGUCAUGCUUAUCUUGUUCCUGGGACUGGAUGGUAUUGCACACAUUGGAGGUCUGGUCACCAUUUCAUGUUCUGUUCUGAGCACAGUUACAUCUUUCCUGUCUAUUUUCUGGUAUAAAGCAGAGUUGCCACAUGGUUCUGCAGCUGUUCAUCAUGUGGCUGCUGCUGCCAAUGAAGGAUUCAUAUUUCUCCUGAAAGAAAGCAAGAAAAAAGCUCCUGAAAGCAAGGAACUGUGCCAGACAAGGAAGGCUCUCUUUGAAGCCAAUAGCCAGUGUUCCAAGUGGUCCAGGAAUGCAUCUAGCAAGUCAAUCAGCCUCAUGACUUGUAUUGAGCAAGAAGCAAAGGAAUACCUCCUACUGUAUCAUUUUUUCAUCAUUCAAAGCCUUUUCCCAGCAGCUCUGAAUUCCAAUACUGAUCAACAUGAUCCAGCAUGGUGGAAAUCACAGGAUGGGAAGCUCAAGGGCACUCUGACUGAGCUUUAUGAGAUGAUUCCUGUGGAUUUACAUGAGUCAAUGGUAACCUACAAGCAAUUUGGCUCCAUGGUACAUGUAAUUCCAACCUUGGUGACCACUAACAUAUUAAUUUGUUUUAAGUUCACACAAGCACAUGGUCAGGAGAGAUCCAAUGUCCUCAAAGUCAUCAAGGACUGUUGCUGGCAUCCUGCUUGUAAGAAGGACAACAAGGCAUGCCUGGCACUCUUGAAGAAGGAUGGAGUCAGAGAAUACACCUGUUUUGCACCCAUUCUUUUUGCAGAUCCUAAGCAGAUGGUUACUGGAGGCUUCUUGAAGAGUCCUGUCCUAGUUAAGGUUAUCUGUGUCCUGAUGUUUGGAAAGUUAAUCCUUGCAGAAAACAAACAAGGACAGCCCCCAGCCAGGGGUCAGAAGAUGGGCAUGCUGAGGAUUACUGAGGGCCUGAUUGCUGGUGCCUGCAUCUUGGUUCAAUUCCUAUUGUCACAUGAUCCUGAAUUAAGUGCUACUGGUGCAGAAAUGCAGCUUUUCAAAGCAUCUCCUUGGGCUGUCAGCAUGAUGAAUUUCUUCAACCAGGAAGUCUUCAGGAAGGGGUCUCAAUUGGUGAAUGUCAAAUCUGAGAUAUUUGCUAAUGUGGAGCAGCUGCAUACUUGGGAAGAUGAAUUUUUAGAUGAACUCAACAACAUUGACCCCACUGAGAGUCACACCCCACCCAUUUCCACACUGCAUGACCCCAAUGCCCCUGGUGGCCAUGAUUCAGAUCUAUGUGACUCUGAUCUGUCAUCAGUCUCUCAUGCUCCAUUACCUGUUGCCAGUUUGGUCACUCAUUUCAAUCCCCCUCACUCUUGUGCAGCUAGUGUCACUGCUGCACAAGCUGAUCUUGGUGCUCAAACUAUUUCUGUGGUGUUGAGGUGUCAGUGGUGACCAUUGCUGUUGGUCAGAUGAACAUGUCUGGCCCAGCUGAGGCUGAAACAUCUCAAUCCUGACAAGCAAUUCCAGUUGUGAGCCACCAGCACAGCUCAGCUGCUCAAAAGGUCUGGAACCCACCUGCUGUGGUUGCUGUGCUACCGCUACAAGGUCCUCACAACCAAAGAAGAUGAA
This is a messenger RNA of Pisolithus orientalis, 2190 nucleotides long. RefSeq lists its product as uncharacterized. Bases 1 to 2013 code for a protein of 670 amino acids. Lineage: Eukaryota; Fungi; Basidiomycota; Agaricomycetes; Boletales; Pisolithaceae. The record is from RefSeq and is a predicted model, not a curated record. The transcript is spliced from 15 exons.